AUGAAGUUCGGACGGACUCUUCCCCGCAACCAGGUUCCCGAGUGGGCGGCGUCCUACAUCAACUACAAAGGCCUCAAGAAGCUCGUCAGGGCCGCUUCGGACAAGGCUCGAAAUGGAGAGCCGGUUGAUCCAGCAGAACUCUUCUUCGCCCUCGACCGAAACCUCGAGGAUGUCGACUCCUUCUACAACAAAAAGUUCGCCGACGCCUGCCGCCGGCUGAGCAUCCUGCACGACCGAUACGGCCGCGUGCCGGACGUCGUCGCCACCCUCGACCAGGAUGAGGUCGAGGAGGUCAUGGGCGCCCUGCUCGAGCUGAGGACGCAGCUGAGGAACCUGCAGUGGUUCGGCGAGAUCAACCGCCGAGGCUUCGUCAAGAUCACCAAGAAGCUCGACAAAAAGGUGGCCGGCAUGUCCUACCAGCACAGCUACAUCUCCACAAAGGUCGACCCGAAGCCCUUCGCCAAGGACGGCAGCACCGCCCGCCUUCUCGCCGAGAUCAACCGCUGGCUCUCCGUCCUCGGCGAUGCCCAGACUCACGAGGACGCCAAGUCGGACCGGUCGACCCGAUCGCUCGGCCGCGCCUCGGCCAAGUCGAUGCUCCAUCUUCCCCAGUCGCAGCUCGACGCGCUCGAGCACGCCGUCCGCACCGAUGACUUGGCCACCCUCAAGUCCGGGCUCGCCGAGGCAGUGCUCGUCGCCGCCAACGACGGGCGCGAGGCCGCCAUGCAGACCCUGCUGCUGAACCUCGUCCAGCGGUCCAUCUCGGCCCGGUCGAGGGAGUCUCUGGCCUACCUCCUGACCCACGUGCGGGAUCUCGACGAACCCGACGACAUCAACGGUCGCAACUGCAUCCACCGUCUCGUCAUCCACAUCGGCCGCACCAAGUUGGCCAAGGCCGACGACGGCGGCGCCGGCGCUUACCCGGUCCCCGUCGGCACCCAGUUCACGAAUCGUCACCUGCACCCGGCCGUCUCGUCCGUCGUGCCCGUCAAGGCGAUGAGCACGGACGAGGCGACGCUCCUGGGCGAGGGCGACGAGGCCGUCCGCAUCCUCGCAUACCUCCUCGACCGGCUGAGCAAAGGCCAGCGGGUCGCGCUCGCUCGUCCCGACUCCCUCGGCCGCCUCCCCCUGCACUACGCCGCCCAGUUCGGCUUCGUCGUCGUCUGCCAGCUCAUCAUGAAGCACAUGCAGGACUGGAACCAGUUCGACGUCCAGGACGGCAUCGACGCGCCCGAGUGGCAGGACAACGACGGCUACGCACCCCUCCACCUCGCCGUCAUCGGAGGUCACCCGCUGACGACGCAGGCCCUGCUGCGGGGCGAGAACUGGCAGGGCUGCAGCGAGGCCAAGGGGCGGAUCCGGAAGACCAUCUCCAAGUCCGGCGCCGUGCUCGCGCUCGCGACCAAGUCCAACUACGAACCCAUCGUCGAGAUGCUCGUCGAGGCCGGCGUCGACAUCAACUGGACCGACAAGACGGGCGAGUCGGCGCUGCACAUCGCCGCUAGGUUCGGUCACGUCGGCUGCGCCCGCAUCAUCGUCGGCGGCACCGAGUCCCAGAAGGCGAACGUCGAGAUUGCGGAAAAGCCGUACUCUUGGACGCCGCUCCACGUGGCCGCCGUCGACGGAUCCGUCGGCGUCGUCGAGCUGCUCGCGGCGGCGCGGGCGGCGGCCGGCCUGCAGGCGCCGAACCCGUCGUCGGAGAAUUCGUCCAUCGAGGAGCGUCGAUCCAACGGCUCGCGGCCGGCCGAGCCGGUCAAGAGCUUCGGCCACCGCUACCUGACGGACGAGAGCCUCGUGCUCGUGAGCCUCGGCUCCAUGGACAUGCGGAAGACGACGGAAGCCGUGAGCCUCGACCGCGUGCCCCUCACCAAGGCGCACGACACCCAGCUCGACACGGCGCUGUCGGUCGUCAUCAGCGCCAACGGGGCCCGGGGCGAGCCGACCAUCAUCGACCUGCCGGUGCACGAGGGCAUCUCGACCGAGCCCGUCUCCUUCCGGACCCGGGAUGCGGCCAAGGUCAAGCUGCUCUUCGACAUCGUCCCGACCUACUCGGGCAGCGAGACGAACAAGAUCGGUCGGGCCGUCGCGCUGCUGUCGACGAUCAAGCCGACGCUCGGCAGCCAGCGGAUGAACCUGCAGGGGGACGUCUGCGUGCCCAUCAUGUCGAGCAACCUCGACGUCAUCGGCACCGUCAACUUCAACUUCCUCGUCAUCACGCCCUUUUCGCAUCCGAAGAUGGAGGUGACGUCGCGGCAGACGUACUGGAAGAAGCUCUCGUCGACGAUGCUCAUCGGCCACCGCGGCCUCGGCAAGAACCUGACGUCCAACAAGUCGCUGCAGCUCGGCGAGAACACGCUGCCGUCCUUCAUCGCCGCCGCCAACCUCGGGGCGCAGUACGUCGAGUUCGACGUGCAGCUGACCAAGGACCACGUGCCCGUCAUCUACCACGACUUCCUCGUCAGCGAGACGGGCAUCGACGCGCCCGUCCACACCCUCACGCUCGAGCAGUUUCUGCACAUCAACCCGGACAGGCGGGACAGGGUUCACCACCACGGCCGCCACCGAAAGCACGACGGUCGGCACGGCCACGGGCAUCAGACGGACGGACCGGGCGAGGACGGGGACGGAUGCUGCUCGGCCAACGGAGGCGACUGCCCGCCGCGGGUGCGGAGCAGCAGCUUCACGCCCCAGCGGUCGCUCUCGAUGGGCUACGCCGGCAGCGGCCACGGCGAGAUGGAGGAGCGGAUGAAGCACACGCGCGACUUCAAGGAGAAGGGCUACAAGGCCAACUCGCGCGGCAACUUCAUCCAGGCGCCGUUUGCGACGCUCGAGGACCUCUUCCGCCGGCUGCCGGAGGAGAUUGGCUUCAACAUCGAGCUCAAGUACCCGAUGCUGCACGAGAGCGAGGAGCACGAGAUGGACACGUACGCCGUCGAGCUCAACUCGUUCUGCGACACGGUCCUCUCCAAGGUCUACGACCUCGCCGGCGAGCGGCACAUCAUCCUGAGCUCCUUCAGCCCGGACAUUUGCCUCUGCCUGAGCUUCAAGCAGCCGUCGAUACCGAUCCUGUUCCUCACCGACGCCGGCUGCAGCGCCGUCGGCGACAUCCGGGCGACGUCGCUGCAGGAGGCGAUCCGGUUCGCGAGCCGCUGGAACCUGCUGGGCAUCGUCUCGGCGGCGGAGCCGCUGAUCAACAGCCCGAGGCUCGUCAAGGUCGUCAAGGAGCUCGGCUUGGUGUGCGUCAGCUACGGCGUGCUGAACAACGACCCGACCAUGAGGCAAGUCAAGGAAGGCAUCGAUGCCGUCAUCGUCGACAGCGUGCUGGCGAUCCGGAAGGGUCUCACGAGCGCCGAAUCGAGCACGGCAUCGACGGCGCCGGGCACGCCCGAGUCGGACCAGGCGCUGAAGACGCUGGACGAGAGUCAACGAUGA
This is a messenger RNA of Drechmeria coniospora, 3432 nucleotides long. RefSeq lists its product as uncharacterized. Bases 1 to 3432 code for a protein of 1143 amino acids. Gene Ontology annotation, biological process: glycerophospholipid catabolic process. The transcript is spliced from 5 exons. Gene Ontology annotation, molecular function: protein binding; glycerophosphocholine phosphodiesterase activity. The record is from RefSeq and is a predicted model, not a curated record. NCBI's taxonomy places the organism in Eukaryota, Fungi, Ascomycota, Sordariomycetes, Hypocreales, Ophiocordycipitaceae.